Molecule: messenger RNA, 7180 nt
Organism: Anneissia japonica
Lineage: Eukaryota; Metazoa; Echinodermata; Crinoidea; Comatulida; Comatulidae
Product: collagen alpha-1(XI) chain-like
Exons: 62
Coding region: 275-5755 (1826 amino acids)
Molecular function (GO): extracellular matrix structural constituent
Source: RefSeq, a predicted model, not a curated record
UUGAAACACGCUAAGCAUUCAGCAAGUUUCUGCAGUCAGUUGUGUAGACUCGGACACUGAAUAGGAAACUUCGUUUGUCUACAGUGGAGAGGCUUAGAGAGUAGGGAUACAUCUAUACAGAACUCCUUCUCAGCAGUCGCCACCGACGUUUCGAAGUUACUCCUAUGGCAUAUUAAACACGCUUGUGAAUUGAAUACGUUUUUAGAACAGAGACUUAAGCGAGUUGAUUCGUUUGGAGAGGUUCCAACGACAACUUGUAGACAGAAAGUACAAAAUGGAACGGAACUUCUUUUGGAGUCGGCACUCGGCCGUACACUUGUUAGCAUCCGUGGUCAUAACUUUAUUUAUCGUCAACGAUAUUUCUAAUGCAACAGUUGUACCUUUACCGGCAGGGUCAGUUGAUUUACUACAGAAGUUGGGCGUAGGCCUGCUUGACUUACCAAAUGCAGUAGUCGAAGAUGUGGGUAUCUGCAGUAGGCGGCCUCACUCCGAUGGCACGUAUACUGAAGAUAAAGCAUUUCAAAUUGGUAAAAAGGCAAGUUUGAGUGAACCAUCAAAUCAAGUGUUUCAAGGUGAAUAUGUUCCCGAAGAAUUCUCUUUAAUUAUGACGUUAAAGGCAGAUCCUGUAAAACGAAAAGCAUUCCUUUUUACUCUAUACGGUGGAAAUGGCCGGCCAAGAUUCGCACUUGAGUUAGGAAAAACAACAAAAUUCCACUACGUCGACUCUAAAGGCAAUUUAGGAGACAGUUCACCAGUUUUUCCAUUUUCCAUUGCUGAUAAUAAAUGGCAUCGAGUUGCAUUUAGCGUUAGAGGACAAUUGGUAACAGCUAUACUAGAUUGUGAAGAACGAGAAACCAAGACAUUAGCACGAGAAGAACCUGCAUUGAUAGAUACAGAAGGAAUUACAGUAUUCGGAAGAAAAUUAGGCAUCAAGGAAGUGUUCAGUGGGACCGUACAACAACUGCUUCUGAUUCCAAACCCAGAUGCGGCGUUUAAACUAUGUAGCCGGUAUUCUCCACCAUGUUCUGAACCUAUGCCCAAAUUCACUGAUAUGCCCGCCGUGCCUACCCCAGACACCACAGAGUCUAAUAAUAAUAUUGAUGAAGCUACAGGACGAGAGUUUGCACCUUUUGGUACAGAUGGCGGUGGAGAUACCGGAUCUGGUGUUGGCCAGCCACCCGCUCCAGGACCAGGAUCAGGACCAGGAUCAGGACCAGGAUUUGGAGCGGGAGGUACCGGUACUUCCUCAUCUGGAGUCGGUAUACCAGGACCUAAAGGAGCUAAGGGAGACCCAGGAGAUUACAGAAUCGAAUAUUUACCUGGAGUCGUUGGACGAAUUGGACCUGUGGGCGAUCCUGGACCACCUGGACCACCCGGACCAUAUGGACGACCAGGACCAAAGGGUGACAGGGGCAAGCCAGGCCGUGAUGGUCUCAAGGGACAAAAGGGAUUGGAUGGACCUCCAGGCCCAAGUGCUUAUGUACCUGAAGCAUUUGUUAUGAUGAUGUCUGAUUAUGCUACUCAGCAAGGAAAAGGCCCAAUUUCACCUCAGAAUCUACAGUCUAUUCGAAUUGCAAUGGAAGAGCAAAGAAUGGCAAUGAGAGGCCCACGUGGACCCUCUGGAUUAUCAGGAAGAAGUGGACCUAUGGGUCCACAAGGAAUAAAAGGAAGCAGAGGGGAAGAAGGAGACCGCGGAGAGUUGGGCCCUCCAGGACAUCCAGGACCAACUGGUCUGUCUGGAAAACCUGGUAAAAGAGGCCGUCCUGGAAAUGAUGGGCCUCGGGGAGAAUCAGGUCCAAUUGGUUUGAAGGGUGACCGAGGAUAUGAUGGAUUGCCAGGACUUCCAGGAAUCAAAGGGGGAAGGGGAAGACAAGGUCAGGCAGGACCAAGGGGACCUGAUGGUAAUAAAGGAGAUAAAGGCCAAGAUGGUGUCAGUGGAGAAACCGGAACAAUGGGAGAGUCUGGUCCACGAGGUCUGCCAGGGGCGCGGGGUUCUCCUGGUGCAAGCGGCUUGCCUGGUCCGGAAGGAGAGGUUGGACCUAUGGGUCCAAAGGGUCUGAUGGGUGUCCCAGGUCCCCCUGGCCCAAUUGGACUUUUUGGAAAGCAAGGACCUGUAGGAUCAAUGGGACCCCAAGGAGCAAUUGGACCACCAGGGAACCCAGGACCAAUGGGUAAAGUUGGACAUCCAGGACUGCCAGGCAGUGAUGGUUUACCAGGACAUCCAGGUAUUGAUGGUUCAAAGGGACCUAAGGGCGUUUCAGGUGAAAUGGGACCACAAGGCCCAAUGGGAUAUCCCGGACCGCGUGGGUUGAAGGGCCAGUCAGGAUCGAGAGGAGAACGUGGACAGAAGGGAGAUUUGGGACCAGAAGGUCUUCCCGGGACUAAGGGAGAGAUGGGACAGAAAGGAGAGCAGGGUCAGGAAGGUGCUGCUGGUCCACAAGGUAUUGAGGGAUCUGAGGGGCCAAAGGGAGCAAGAGGGCAACCUGGUUUGCCAGGUUAUCCUGGACCAAAUGGAGAAAAGGGAGAUGUUGGACAAUCGGGCAGAACUGGUAGAUCAGGCAUCAAAGGAUCACGGGGUAGUCCAGGUACUUUAGGAGACAUGGGUGAGCGUGGUCCAAGAGGUUUACGAGGGGCUCGUGGCCCAAGAGGACAGACCGGAUCAGUUGGACCUAAGGGGGCUGAAGGGGCAGAGGGACCACCAGGUAGCAGAGGAGAGAGAGGCUUGAUCGGUACUCCCGGUCUCCGAGGAUUCCCAGGAGCUAAGGGACCACCGGGAUCUUCUGGUAAAGAUGGUCUACCUGGAAUGCCUGGUCAACGUGGUGAAUCUGGUAUUGAAGGCGAAACUGGAUCACAGGGACAACCUGGUGUUGUUGGACCACAGGGUGCUGUUGGUGAACGCGGGCCUGGCGGAGAGCGUGGAUUCCCUGGCCCACCUGGACCACAAGGAGAAAUUGGUAUUCCAGGAGAGAAUGGCAAAGAUGGACCCAGGGGAAAUGCUGGGCCCCCAGGACCUGUAGGCGACCAAGGGCCACCUGGAAUCAGGGGUUAUACUGGAGAACGAGGUCUACCUGGACUACAGGGACCCGGCGGAGAAAAAGGAGAAAGUGGACCACCAGGACCCCCAGGACCAGCUGGAUCCCCAGGUGUAGCAGGGCCUCAAGGGCUUUCAGGCUCUGUUGGACCCCAGGGUGCGCAAGGUGAAGUUGGACCUGGAGGACCAAUGGGUUCCAAGGGAGAACCAGGAAUUGAUGGAAUCCAAGGUUUAGUUGGACGGGAUGGUCAACCGGGAAGCAGGGGAGCUCCAGGACCGAUUGGACCAAUAGGAGCGCCUGGAGAGGAUGGUGAGAAGGGGGAACCCGGUGUCAGAGGACAAAAGGGUCAGAAAGGACAACUAGGCUCAUCUGGAUUGGAGGGCCCACCUGGUGCCCCAGGACCAAUUGGAGAGCCUGGUCAACAAGGUGACUCAGGAGAACCAGGUGUUCCAGGAGACCAAGGUUUGAGAGGACCAAAGGGAUCAGAAGGACCCAGUGGACAGCGAGGUUCUCAAGGUAGUGUUGGUGUGCAGGGUGCUCCUGGUAGACCAGGUGAAAAGGGAGAACAGGGAGAUAGAGGAGAAAGAGGUAUAACAGGAACAAUUGGACAAAGAGGAAAACCAGGUCAAAGAGGGAAUGUGGGUCCACCUGGUGUACCUGGAUCUAGAGGUUCUGAUGGUCCUCGAGGACCAAAGGGUGAUACUGGUGAUAUUGGCGCUCCUGGCCAAGAUGGUGGCCCUGGACCAAUUGGUAGUAAAGGAGAUUUUGGCCCUAAGGGUGAACCAGGCCCCCCUGGCAUCCCAGGUGUCCAAGGUGACAGAGGUACCCCAGGACCCCAAGGACCAAAGGGACAUACUGGUCCGAUAGGUUUCCAAGGAGAACCAGGUGAACCAGGCACCCCAGGUAUUCCUGGACAAGAUGGUGUAGCAGGACCUGUUGGCGAUCGUGGUCCACCAGGACAACUUGGUCGACGUGGAUUGCAAGGAGAUAUUGGUGCACCAGGUCCUAGGGGUAGAGCUGGUACACCUGGCAAAGAUGGUGUCAUAGGCCAGAAAGGAGAGAAGGGAGAAUAUGGUGACAAGGGGGCAUCUGGUCCACGUGGUGACCCAGGACCAGGUGGGCCAAUCGGUGCACCAGGGCCACAGGGUUCAAAGGGCCCAAGAGGCAUGCCUGGAGAGGCGGGUGAGGCCGGAGAUCAGGGACCACCAGGAAUCCAAGGACCACCAGGACCAGAAGGUCAAAUUGGUGAGCGUGGUGUUGCUGGAGUCACUGGAGAGAUUGGACAAAAGGGUCAUGUUGGAUUGAUGGGAUUAAACGGACCCGAUGGACCAGCAGGUGAAAAGGGAGAGAAAGGAGAUCCAGGUUUAAGAGGACCCACUGGUCCAACUGGUGAAAUGGGACCAGAGGGCCCAAGAGGACCAAUGGGACCAUCCGGAGCUCAUGGUCUUCCAGGUCAAGAAGGAAGACUCGGUCCAAAGGGAGAUAAGGGAGAUUCCGGCUUGAAGGGAGAAGUUGGUCCAGCUGGACCACCAGGAUUACCGGGUGUUGGUACAUCAAUGGAGAGCUUGCAAGACCUUAUUGAACGUGGAAUUGUGUCACCUGGUCCAAGCUACGGCCAAUUCAAUCCCGGUGGAACAGGAGGAAGCGUGUACCGUGGAAGCCAAUACCCGGGAAGUACGUACCCAGGAGGUAGUGUGGGUUUCCCCGGUGGCACUGGCACUGGUAGUGAUGGUAAUGUCGCUGGCGACCAAGGAAAAGUAACACCAACACCAAAAUCUAUUAUCGACCAGAUAUUAUCGACGCUCACUACAAAACCAUUCCGCUACGAAUCAUCUUCAAGUACAUAUUCAUCGGCAUCCGGUCCUUCGCAGUCAUUGACUGGCAGCGUCAAGCGACGUAGGAGAAGUAUCAAUGCUUUGAACGAAACGAAUGAAGCAAUAUCGGAAGGAGAUGAUAGUGAUUACUUCUCUGAAUCAGACUUUGAGGCAUUGCCACCAUUGUACAGGCAAGCUCUUGAGCAGAUGUUUGGAUCGCUUGAGGAGCUUCAAAGAGAUUUAGAAAGGAUGAAGCAACCAGUUGGAUCAAGAGAUAAUCCAGCAAGAACAUGUAAAGAUCUCUUCAUGUGUCAUCCUGACUUUGAGGAUGGUUACUAUUGGAUUGAUCCUAAUCAAGGUGUUGCUAGAGAUGCUAUUUAUGUUUUCUGUAAUUUCACUGCUGGGGGUGAAACCUGCGUCACUCCUGAUCCAGAUACUGCUGAGCUACCAGUUGGAUUCCAUGAUGUCGAUUCGGCUAAACCUCGAGCUUACAAAAAUGCCAAGCCGGGCCAGUUUUUCAGUGAGUUCCGUCAAGGAUAUCCAAUUACCUAUAGCAGAGUGGGCCAAGUUCAAUUAACAUUCUUGAGAUUAUUGAGCACGCGAGCAACGCAGAACUUCACGUAUGAAUGCAGUAAGAGUGCUGGAUGGUAUGAUGCUCAUGACGAAAGUUACAGCAAAGCCAUCAAGCUUCUAGGUGCCAAUGAAGAGGAGUUCGGCUAUGACACUGACUACCAACCUACAAUUCUAACGGAUGAGUGUAUGAAUAAACCCAAGAAGGGUAAAACAGUAUUUGAAAUUACAACAACAAAACUGCACCAGUUGCCUAUAAUUGACUUUGCAGCCAUGGACUUUGGAACAAGCAGCAAACAAUUCGGAUACAAAGCUGGCCCAGUAUGUUUUGCAGUUUAGUAAUUAAGGAGCAGGUGCAGAGAUUUUACAUGUUUUAUUUCCUCAUGGUGCUAUUUGUUGUAUUUUUAAAUUGAUAAUUAAACUUUUUUGGAACGAUUAUCAUGACCGAAGUUUUUAAUCCCUUGUAAAGCCCAACAUUCUGUAGUAGCAACAGUAUAUUUUGCCGAGCUUUUUUCAGAAAUACUGCUCAAGAACUAUAUAAAUAGUAUAAUGGAAUUUAAAGAAGACACCAAAAGUCGGGAAUAACUGGAAAUGGCACCUCAUCAAGGUGUUCUACAUGUGCUGCUAACUAUCUAGCCAUUUGUCGUUAAUCUUCAUUAUCAACAUUAGUACUAUAUCCAAGUAAAUGCUAUUUUUGAUAAGUAAAUUUCCAUAGUAAACGUUUUGCCAGUGUGGGUUGUUGAUAAGUGAAGGAGAUAGUAUAUAAAUGCAGGACUAUAUCCACAUUUUGGUUGAAUUUGGCAACAUUGGACUUGAAAAUUUGUAUUAUAGUUAAGGGAAUGCUCUUAUAGAAAAUUAAGCAUUAUUUUUUAAGUAGUUAUAGGAGAUAUACAGUAGUAGAUUUGAGAUUCCCCGUAAUCUGCAGUGGUUAUCUAUAUGUAGGAGGUAGUUUCCUUAACCCUUUUAUUAUUAUAAUAAUUUCAAAUUAUAAAUUCUUUAAACUAAAAAAAAAUAAGUAAAAGAUAAUUUGUAUACCCAUAAUACUCUUAUGUGCUUUGUGGUUUCCUUGGUUGACUGUGGAAGUUAUUGUCAAAGGAAACAUUAAUACUACUUUAUUAACACCAGGGGUUCAUAAGGUAUAAAAUACUGAUGGUACCUACAUGAAUGAACCCCCGGUCAACCUGCACCAAAAAACAGUUUCACCGCCACCAAAUAUAUGUUGCCUGCAUAUAUUAACUUAACUUGGACCUGGCAAAAUUCUUGACCAAAUUACACCGAAACAGUACUACUACCUCACAGCAGAACUAAGGAAAGUUACCCUCCGUGCCCUGCUGAUGGAGCCAUACAAAUUAAGAACGCAUGUGUUGUUUUUAUGCGCGUUUUAUAUUAAAAAAAAACCUGUGGAUUUUGUUAAAUUUUCAUCCUAUUGUUCUGUAUAGAUGUUUGGUACUGCUGAACGUUUGGUAGCACUGUGUGGAACAACUAGUGCAAGAUGCAGUCUUUUGUUUAUUUCGAUAUCACAUCUCUCACUGUCUGUGUAUAAACUGGCUGAAUAUUUUAUGACAAUAAUACAGGGACAUAUUUAUAAGCUAAAUAGAACUAUCGCAGUUUGUAGAGCUAUCAAUUUGUUUUGUGAAAAAAAAAUAAUGUGAAUAUCAUUUACCAUAAUGCUGCAACGACAUUACAGAAUUAACCAUCUAUUGUACACAAUAUUUUCUUAUAUUCAUUCUCAUUCUUACAAUAAAUAUUUCCCCCAACUUAAAA